GAUUGGAUAUUCGAAGGAAGCAGAGAGCUAAAGUUUUGGAGCUUCAAAAGAAAAAAAACCCUUUUCUUUCUUUGUCUUCUUUGUAUAUUACAGAGAGCUACAGUGGUCCAAUCUUCAAUCUUCAAUGGAUAUUUCUAUGAAAAGAAGAACCCUGCUUAAGGUCAUUGUCCUUGGAGAUAGUGGGGUGGGAAAGACGUCUUUGAUGAAUCAAUAUGUGUACAAGAAGUUCCAUCGACAGUAUAAAGCUACGAUCGGUGCUGAUUUCGUCACGAAGGAACUUCAGAUUGAUGACAAGUUGGUGACUUUGCAAGUUUGGGACACAGCGGGGCAAGAAAGAUUUCAUAGUCUUGGAGCUGCGUUUUAUAGGGGAUCCGAUUGCUGUGUUCUUGUGUAUGAUGUGAAUGUGAGCAAAUCAUUUGAAACACUUCAGAACUGGCAUGAAGAGUUUCUCAAACAGGCUGAUCCGACUGACCCCGAGGCAUUUCCCUUCGUAUUAAUUGGAAACAAAAUCGAUGUAGAUGGUGGAAACAGCCGAGCGGUUUCUGAGAAGAAGGCUAGAGAGUGGUGUGCUUCAAAGGGAAACAUACCCUAUUUUGAGACCUCUGCGAAAGAGGAUUAUAAUGUCGACGAAGCGUUUCUAUGUAUUGCAAAAACAGGAAUGAUCAAUGAACAUGAACAAGACAUUUACUUCCAAGGUAUUUCAGAAAGUGUUUCAGAAGCAGAGCAAAGAGGAAGCUGUGCAUGCUAA
This is a messenger RNA of Prunus mume (Japanese apricot), 748 nucleotides long. Lineage: Eukaryota; Viridiplantae; Streptophyta; Magnoliopsida; Rosales; Rosaceae. The record is from RefSeq and is a predicted model, not a curated record.